Messenger RNA from Bursaphelenchus xylophilus (pine wood nematode), 5077 nucleotides. The record is from the annotation of a GenBank genome assembly. Lineage: Eukaryota; Metazoa; Nematoda; Chromadorea; Rhabditida; Aphelenchoididae.
AUGAGAUAUUUGCUCAUCUUCACCUUCAGCCCUCUCCCCUCCCCCCACACGCCAUCCAUCAACCUGUCCGAUCCGCCGCCCCCCAUGCAGAACUACACGAACGGAGCGGCCUCCGCCGCUCCGCCGGAGAACCUCAAAAACUACGCGUUCAUGAUGAACGCGUACGGCUACAACCCGUGGAUGACGCCCUGGCUGCAGAGCACCGUGCACGGGCCCUACGAAAGCGCCGCCGUGAUGGAUGCGGCGGAGAACAAUGUGAUCAGCAACAGCAGCCUCAGCAGUAAUAGUAGCGGAGGUGAGUGGAGUUUUUGGGGUCGUUUUUCAAUGUUUUUUAAAUAGGUUGAAAUAUUAGUCUGUCGGGAAAAUAAUGAGCCCUCUGUUGCAUCGAAAAUCGCAUCGCCGUCGAGAAAAUGAAUUGUGUCGCGACGAAAUCAAAUUAUUUUUCACUUCAGCGACACGAUAGGCGCAGCGACAGUAUGCUCAUUAUUUUCCCGACAGACUGAAAAAUGAAAAACAUUUUUCUGAAAAUAUCAGUCUGUCGGGAAAAUAACGCUGGAUCGUCGUCGGAAUCGCCCAUCAUCGCUUUGCGACUGCAAGCCGCGGCUUGGGAUUUGGUGCGCGAUAGCGGCGAGGCGAGCCACUUGGCUGCGACGACCCGCCGUUAUUUUCCCGACAGACUGAUAGGCUUGUAGAAUAUUUCCCGAGGCCAAAAAUCUUGAAAAUUUGACUAGGCCUCGAAUUUGCUUGCACUCGAAAAAAAAGAUUUGUCACUGCGAAAAAGAGGAAUCGCGCGCGACGUAAAGCAAAAAAAGAAAACAAACAUGUAUUGUGCAAAUUAUCACGACUUUUUCCCCAAGUAAAGUAUACUUGCUACAUGCUGGUAGCCCUCAAAAUUUUUCGGCCGAAAAACGCUUUGACAGAGGAAGUACUCCGAGUUCAACGCUCCGAUUUUGAUGAAACUUGGCGCAAAUUUAGAAUAGUUUUCUAAUGAUGCAAUACAAUUCAUUUUCUCGGCGGCGACCACAAUUUUCGAUCCGACAGAGUGCUCAUUAUUUUCCCGACAGACUGAUAAAAAGCGAUAAAAUUUCGCAGAAGUAAUGCUCGUAUUUUACCCACAGAUGUCUUAUAUUUUGUUGUGGAGCCUCAAAAGCCUCCACAAUUCCCACAGAAAUUAGCAUAAACCAAGUCAUAUAAAAGCUAUGUCUCGUCACCAAUAUUAAGACUUAAUCUCAUUUUCUUUUCCUUUGUGCGGUGGUUCAAUAAAACCCUAUUCUAACUUGUGUCUAAUUCCUUCUACCUAUCUACAUUUGACGCAACACUUCAUGGGGGCUGAGCCGGGGAUUGGGUUAGAUCUUACACUCGAUGCACUUUCAGACCCCCCAACAUCAUCCCAGAACUCGCCUCCACUCAAGUCAUCGAUUGACUUGACGAACCUAACAUUCGCCGGAAACUCGUCCGCAUCGCUCUACAACAACUACCUGAACCCGGAGAUUAAUUGUAGGUCAUUUAAAGCACGUUGAAAUUACUAAUCUAAAUUGCUGGAGUGACUUCGGCGACAUGCACUGUGCGAAAACGAAAGUUCACUUUGCGCUGUGCAAUUUCUAGCUUUUUGCACCGUGCAAUAUGCUUUUUUGGGCUGUCGCUCGCACCCUGACUUUCAUCGCACAGUGCAAACGCCAAAAAUCACUGCAGCGACUUCCCGGAUGGACCAGUAUGUGCUAGAAUUUAAUUUCGACAACAACGCCGUAAAAGGUACACGUCAAAUCAAAACGAGGAAAAUACUUCUACGGGGUAUGGAGUUACAGUUCGAGUCAUACAUCAAAAAAAUCGUAAAUUUUUUUUGAUUCAGAAUAUGUAAAAGUCAGCUGCCUAAUUUUGGUUUAUAAGGGUGAAAAAAUCCUCAGAAUUUUUAACGCAACAUCACGCAAAUGCCUUUUUGACAAAGUUUUCACCAAUUCAAAAGCUUUGUUUUGAGCUUGUAAAGUGAACCCUGGCAUCUUGACAAGCUUUAAAAUCUUAAGUCUGAUUGAUCCUACGCCUUAAGAGUAGUUCCAAUAUAAAAAACGGGAAUUUGUGUGGUGUUGCGAGAAAAGUUCAGAGGAUUUUUUCACCCUUACAAACCAAAAUUAGGCAGCUAACUUUUCCACAUUCUGAAUAAGAAAAAUUUUGCGAUUUUUUGAUAUAUGACUCGACCUGUAACUCCAUACAUACCCCAUAGAAGUAUUUUCCUCGUAAGGCAAAGAGAGAGGGAAUUCUUCAAGUUGGCUGAUGUCAGAGGGCGCCGAGGUGUAAAUUUGGCGAAAAUUUUAGUUAUAGCAAGCCUUGGUUUUCUUGACCCUGAGCUUCUUUAAGCAUAGAAAAGACCAAAACUUGCCCCCAAAAACGAUACCCAUAAGUUUUAUCUCAACUUAUUGCAGUAAUACAUGUAAAAUCCAUCAAAAUAUGUGGUAAACUAUUCUAGGACUUGACCAAUCGUGCUAUUUUUAUUAAUUAAGCCUUCUCCUAGCCUCCCCCAUGCUUACAAUGGAGGAGAUUUCUUGAAUUUUUGUGGCUUGCAGCGCCCAAAAAUUUCGUUACAGUAACCCAAUUAGCCUUUUUUUGUCCAAAAACUCGGGAUUUUACGUAAUGUCGGAUCGAAUUAAUCCCGACGCAAAACUGACGAAUUAGGUAACUGAAGCGAUUUACCCCGCAAACCCCCCAAUUUGCACCCCCAAAAUCGGCGCACACACCUGCCCUCCUUGUAUAUUAUUCUAAGCGAUUAGCAGACGAUUGCGCAAUUUGCAAAGCAAAAAAAUGUCAAAUCACACACAUCGUAUUUUACCCCAAAAUUUCAGCCCUCUUCAACCAAACAAUAAAUCCCGUUCCGCUGCUGGCGAGCGCAUUGCCAGCGGCAACGGCCGCCGCGCCCGGACGAAUGCUCGGCCGGUCGACAAGAGCGGCGGCGUCUAGCCGGCCGUCCACAGCGAGGGCGUGCGAAUGCCCCAAUUGCCUGGAAUUUCAACGGAGAGGUAAGGAUUUAGAACUUUUACUUUGUAGUUUUCACAAAAAAUACGUUUAUUAAACGGUGGUAAAACAGGGGACGAUGAUGCCACGACGUAUUUUACAUUAGAAUUUACAAUCUUAGAAUCGAAAAGUUUCAAAAAACAUUAGACAGUAAAAAUAUUCCUCCUAUAUGAUAAAAAUAAAAUUUGCGUCAAAUGACUUCAAAAGUGAUCAUGGAUACUUUUUGAUACUUUUCUCAAAGUUUCUAAAUUUUUCGCUUUAAAACCGCAAAACAUCAUCAAAAAAUCCUUUUUUUUUACUUUUAUAAAAAAUUGGUGAAAAUUGCAAGAAAAAAAUCGAAAAAUCUCGUUUCAAAAUCGCCUUUACCCUUUUUGAUUCACGUUUUCUUCCCACAGAAAAAAAUCAAAAGUGGAAAGAGAAGCGAGUGUGUACGCCCAUAGCCCGUUGAAAGCACGCCAUCCCGUCCGAUCUGGCAAGUUAAGCAACGGUGCGCUUGAUUAGUACUUGGAUCGGAGACGUCCUUGGAAUCUCAAGUGGCGUACGCAUUUUUGACUUUUUUGAUUUGAAUAGAGAAAUCAGAACCGUAUUUUAGAUGGUACAUCAUGAAUUCAAAUACAUUUGAAUUGGUAUUUGUUCGACAUUUUAGUCAAACUUUCCAAAAUUUUCUUGUUCAGCCACACUUUUCUCACUUUUCAGGAGCUGGAAUCUCAAGCUAACCUUUAACUUGGGAAAUUAAUCCGAAGAUAGAAUGAAAGAGCCAGCUUACCUCUGAUCCACCCUUUCCUUUUUGGCUGGGGAAUUUACGCUAUUUCUGUGUGGUCUCUCCAAAAACACAAUCUCUAAUUUUUCUGUAUUAGUGACGUCAUUACUAAUUGAUUUUUAGUAAAAGAAAGUCAAUUCUGCUUUCCAAAAAAUCACCUUUUCUUUGCUACCGUAACCCCAUUGCCAUUUCUCAUCCAAUCUUCUUGAAGAGUUGUCAAAAACGGCGCCGCAAUUUUUCAAAUUCUCGCGUAUUCAAAUAAAAGCGGAAAGGACAAUUGGGCUCUUUCUGUUUUUUUUUCACACCGGCUUCUGAACGCCUUUUUUGAUGGUGUGGAAAUGAUUUCGAAUAAAUCAACGCGGCGCCCAUUCAAAUUGGGUAAUUUGGGCGAGGCCUUUUUGUGGAACGGCGGGAAAUCCGGCAAGAAUUUUCAAAGCAACGAUCAUGUGUGAGAAAAAAUAAUUCAAUCGAAAUAAAUUUUUCAAAUUGAACAAAGUUGCACGUAUUUUUUUAAAAAAAAUCUUUGAGAUUUUCCCUCGAAAUCUUGUUGAUUAUGCGGUCAGAAAAAUUAGAGAUCAUGUUUUUGGAGAGACCACACAGAAAUAGCGUAAAUUCCCCAGCCAAAAAGGAAAGGGUGGAUCAGAGGUAAGCUGGCUCUUUCAUUAUAUCUUCGGAUUAAUUUCCCAAGUUAAAGGUUAGCUUGAGAGUCCAGCUCCUGAAAAGUGUGGCUGAACAAGAAAAUUUUGGAAAGUUUGACUAAAAAGUCGAACAAAUAUCAAUUCAAACGUAUUUUAAUUCAUGAUAUACCAUCUAAAAUACGGUUCUGAUUUCUUUAUUCAAAUCAAAAAAGUAAAAAAUGCGUACGCCACUUGAGAUUCCAAGGACGUCUCCGAUCCAAGUACUAAUCAAGCGCACCGUUGCUUAACUUGCCAGAUCGGACGGGAUGGCGUGCUUUCAACGGGCUAUGGGCGUACACACUCCUUUCCCUUUCCACUUUUGAUUCGGUUUCGUGGAAAUGAAAAAAGGGAUUGAAUAUAUCAGAAACUUAUCAUUUGAGUAUUUCAAAAAUAAAAAAAAAAAACAAUUUUUAUACUGUCUGAAGAUAAAUACGUUAUCUAUUAUAAUAUUAUUAUUUAUUCCUAGUCAAAAAAACCAUUCAAUUUUUCAGGCGUUCCAUCCAACGUGAAGAACGAAAAGCACAAUUGUCAUAUCCCCGGAUGCCAUAAAGUCUACGCCCGAAGCUCGCAUUUGAAGGCGCAUCUGCGUUGGCACACGAAUGCCCGUCCACCGCCGCGGCGGACAAUAGCCGAGUAA